Dendrobium catenatum is the source of this 1789-nucleotide messenger RNA. RefSeq names its product exocyst complex component EXO84A-like. The transcript has 4 exons. Gene Ontology annotation, biological process: intracellular protein localization; Golgi to plasma membrane transport; exocytosis. The coding region runs from base 248 to 1789 and encodes 513 amino acids. Gene Ontology annotation, cellular component: exocyst. Lineage: Eukaryota; Viridiplantae; Streptophyta; Magnoliopsida; Asparagales; Orchidaceae. The record is from RefSeq and is a predicted model, not a curated record.
GCAAGUUUCUUCUUGUCUUCUCGGGGAGUUGAUUGGACUAGGCUCGUUUGAACUAGCCUCCUCUCCGCUUUUCUACUACUUUCUACGGAGAAAGCGAGGCGAGCUUCAAAAUCCGAAAUGGUGCAAAGCGACGAUCGAUUUCACCAAAUUUCAAGGUCUCCCGAAAACUCCUUUUUCGACCGCCUCUCAAAGAAGGCUAUUCUCUUGGAUAGGAGGAGUCGGGGAAGCUAUCCUUUCUUUUCCCUUCAUGGAUUCUCCUUCCCUAUCCCGAUUCGAUUAUCAAGACGCGGAUGAGUAUCAAUCAGCAGAGGAGGCCAUAGAGAUUUCUCCCGAUUCGGAGUCCGAAGGAUAUGAAUUGGAGAUGGAGUCCAUUACUGGAAAAGGCAUAAAUCGGUUGUGCUCGGAGCUUCUUGAAUUAAAGAAAGCAUCGGAUGAAGAUUUUCUGAAAAAUAUUUAUUCAAAUUAUUCAGCCUUUAUGAGGAUAUUUGAAGAAUUUGAAGGCAUAGAAAGUGAAAUCUUGAAAAUGAAGAAUCAUGUUUCAACACAAAACAUGCUUGUUGAAGAGUUUAUGAACAGCUUCCAUUCAGAGAUUAUAUUGGAGAAAUUGGAAAAUUUGAAGGAUGAGUGUGUUGAAGAUCUCGAUCUAGAUUUUCCAACCUGGAUGGAGACUCGCAUGCAAAAUAUUUUGGAAACACUGGACAUUCUUAUGUCAGAGCACCGGAUGGAAGAGGCUUUGGUUGUCUUGGAGAAGGAGACCCAAAACAUGCAGAAGUUGCUGAAGGAAAAGGAUGGUUUAUUGCCAAUUAUCAGUUCAUUUGCAUAUGCAAUUUCAGAGUUGCAAACUGCGCUUGCUGAACAGUUUACUUCAUUGGCUGGACACAGGAGAGUAACCUGGCCAGAACUCCAUAACGCAUUAUUUGGACUCUGCAGACUUGGUGAAAGUGACCGUGCAAUUGUUUUGUUACUAAAUUUCUAUCAUUUACAACUUGAAAACAGUGUAAAAGAGCUGAAAUGCUCGGCACCAUUUCCUCAUGAAACUUACACAUUGGAACUUACCAAGGUUGUCUUCUCUACCAUUUCUCAGGCCACAAGGAGUUUUGUUUUGUUGUUUGGGGAAGCAUCUCCUUAUACUUUGGACUUAAUGCAAUGGACUAGAGUAGAACUUGAAGUGAUUUAUCAUAGUUUUGAUAUGUCUGUCAAAUCAAUGUCAGAGACAAGUUUUGCCUUAGGUUUGGCCGUUGAAAUUAUGAACAUUUCUUUUUCAUUUUGUUCAUUAUUGGAGCAGGAGAGACUUAGCUUGCGGGCUGACGUGAUUAAGCUGAUGAAACCUUGCAUCACAGAGGUAUUGAAGAUGCAUUUUGAUCAGUUGAGAAAAGUUGUUAGUCUAUUUGCUUCUACUGAUAAUUGGGUCCUGGGGAAAUUUCCUUUUUCGGAAAAAUUUAGUAAUAAAUCACCUUUAAUGGAAAUCAAUGGAAAAUUGGAAUACCUCCAGCUUACAAGUAGUGGAAGAAAGUUUAUCACACUAAUGCAGAUUUUUCUUCUUCGCUGUAUACUGGCCGAGCCAGGUGUUGGCUUCUUUCUUUCCAACUAUCCACAGUUGGCUGUGCAUUCCUCUUCUCUAACCUCCCCUGCUGUACGCCUCCCUACAGUAGCCAAACGGUCCUAUCCAGCUACUGUUCGUCACCUCCAGAAGCUGCAGGAAGCAACUGUGGCUGUCCAACUGUUGUCCAUCUUCUUCCCCACCCUCCAGAACUUUUAUCAGCCUCGUUUCCAGGCCACAACAAGUUAG